This is a messenger RNA of Rotaria socialis, 1236 nucleotides long. The record is from the annotation of a GenBank genome assembly. NCBI's taxonomy places the organism in Eukaryota, Metazoa, Rotifera, Eurotatoria, Philodinida, Philodinidae.
AUGUCUUCUUCGUCUACUUCUUCUUCGUCGUCUCAAACAUCGCGUCAUUCAUCAUCUGCUAAAUAUGGUGAUCUGCGUUUAUUAACACAACUAUCCUCAUCUCCGACAAAUUCCAAUUCAUCAACACCAUUUCCACAAUCAGCUGAUCCAUCGGGUCCUCUCACGCCUGAUGCCAUUCAUCUUCUUAAUCCGUUUGCUGCCUUAGCUACAACAAAUCUCCCACUACUACCUUCUGUACGUGUUAUCGGUGAAUAUGAACUAAGCGAAACGAAAUUAGAUGAUUUUAAAUGUGCUCGUCAUAUUCCAUCGGGCGAAGCAUUACUAUACAAAGAAUUUUCACUUGAAGUCAUUCGUCAACGGCUAGAGCCCUAUCAACGUCUUAUAUCCGUACUACAAUUAUCAAAUAAAAAUUCACAAUUAACAUUAGAACAAUUGGCUAAUAAAUAUCAUAUACAUUUUUUUCGUGAUAUAAUAUCACUUGAUCGAACAGCUGUUGUUCUCUAUCCAAAUUAUACCAACAAUCUUCAUCAGUAUAUAACUGAAAAACAUCGUUUAAAUGAAAAUGAAUCACGAAACUUGUUUUCUCAAAUUGUACGUGCCGUACAAAUAUGUCAUCGUGUUGGCUUAAUUGUACGAGAUUUAAAAUUACGUAAAAUUAUAUUUAAUGAUAAUAAUAAUACACAUUUAUUAUUAACUGGAAUAGAUGAAGCUAUCAUGCUUUCCACUCCAACAACAACAGAUGAUUUAGUAUCGUCACGUUUUUCAUGUCCAGUUUAUGCUUGUCCAGAAAUAGUUCUUAAUAGACAGAUGUAUUCAGGCAAAAUGGCUGAUUCAUGGAGCCUAGGCAUUAUUUUAUAUACAAUGCUUUUUGGUCGAUACCCAUUUUGUGAUCGAACUUUGGUUGGAUUAUUUAUUAAAAUUGGACGAUGUCGUCCUGAUAUUCCUCGAACAAUAUCAUUGAAAGCACGUUCAUUACUUCGAUCACUGAUUCGUGUUAAACCUGAAGAACGUCUUUUAACUCAAGAUAUACUUGGACAUGUUUGGUUUAGUGAAGAUAGAAAUGCAUCGACAAUAUCGAUGAAUACAUCGAUCACCAAUUCGUCUCUCAAUGAAGAUUUAGUUGUAUUAAAUCAUAAUAAUAAUAGUAGUACGAGUAAUAAUAAUAAUAAUAAUAAUAACAUUGACGAAAUAACAGCUAAAGAAGAUGCAGUUGUACCUAAUUUCGAAUGUGAAUAA